Molecule: messenger RNA, 1853 nt
Organism: Engraulis encrasicolus (European anchovy)
Lineage: Eukaryota; Metazoa; Chordata; Actinopteri; Clupeiformes; Engraulidae
Product: probable ATP-dependent DNA helicase RecS
Exons: 3
Coding region: 6-1766 (586 amino acids)
Biological process (GO): double-strand break repair via homologous recombination
Cellular component (GO): chromosome; nucleus; cytoplasm
Molecular function (GO): four-way junction helicase activity; 3'-5' DNA helicase activity; ATP binding
Source: RefSeq, a predicted model, not a curated record
CAACAAUGGAGCAGCGACAAACUUUUGCUUCAGCAGUAGAUGCGGUAUUGAACGAGUUUAACGGGAAAUUCUCGUUAAAAAUGGAACAAAGAACAGCCCUGGAAUCAUUUAUCGAACGGAAAGACGUUUUCGCCUUGCUACCUACUGGCUUCGGUAAAAGUUUAAUUUACCAGUUAGCCCCGCUGGUCGCUAAAUCAAUGGGGAUUUGCGAGAACCCAAUUGUCGUGGUCGUCUCGCCACUAAUCGCUCUAAUGGAGGACCAGGUUCGAGAGGCGACUGCCCUGGGCAUUUCUGCUUGCCAGCUGGACCCUGACAUCGAAGCGCUAAUCAAACGAGGCAGCUUCAACAUUGUGCUAGGCAGUCCGGAGUCGUGGCUGAGUGGGAAAUGGCGCGACAUGUUGACCGACGAAGUCUACAGAAAAAAUCUCCUGGGCAUUGUCGUGGACGAAGUGCACCUCACUUACAAAUGGGGAAGAGCUUCAAAGGGUCAGACUGCCUUCAGAGAGAGUUUUUCCAGACUGGGGGAACUUCGUGCUAUUGUCAAACCAGGGACUCCUGUGAUGGCACUGACCGCAUCCGCCGAUCUGCAGUCCAGGGCCAUAGUGAAAAGACAGCUGCAUAUGGACAACGCAACUAUGCUGACUGUCAGUCCUGACAGACAGAACAUCAGACUAGGGCUGCAUCGGGUCUCGACAGACUCACUCGACUGCCUGGACUGGGUCGUAAAGGAUGUAAAGGACAAGGGUGCUGACAUGUUGCCUGUGCUCAUCUACUGUCGGACCGUGAACACUGUUGCACGAGUCUUCUGCCAUCUGAAGGCUGAGCUGGGUGACAGGGCCUGGGUUGCUGGAGAGCAGAUUGGGGACAACCUGCUCAUAGCGAUGUUCCACAGUCACACUCUGCCAGCAAACAAAAGCAGAGUACUCUCAGCACUGACAGGACAUGGCAACUGCAGAGUUGUGGUGGCUACCACUGCUUUGGGAGUGGGACUGAACUUUUCAAAUGUGUCCCAUGUAGUGAUGUAUGGGGUACCUGAGGACACAGAGGCCAUGGUGCAGCAGAUUGGUAGGGCGGGCAGAGAUGGCUCACAGGCCCAUGCUGUUGUUUAUGCCACCACAAACAACAGGAAUACAGAUGAGGCAGUGAGAAAAGUGAUUGGAGACAGUAAAACCAGCUGUUUUCGCACUGCAUUAUAUUCUCACUUUGAGAAAGACAUUGCUAGUGUUGAACCCGGUCAUUCCUGUUGUACCCACUGCCACUCUGUUUGCAAGUGCACCUCUGUUGGUUGCCCUGUAUCGCUGCCUGUGUACGAAUUACCAGAGCCAAAUCCAACACAAACACAUGUAAAACGCAGGGAUGUGACCUCGGAUGACCAUAACUUGGUCAGGGACCUUUUGUUUCAGUAUCGGCAAAGUCUUGUCCAUGACCACACACGCCUCUACACAAGUGUCACAGCUUGCACUGGAUUUAGUGUUGCUCUGAUUGAUUCCGUGGUGGAACAUCUUGCCUACAUUUUUGGUCUGACAUAUAUUAUGCAGAAUCUACCAGUAUUUAAGAAAGAACACGGGCAAGAGAUUCUCAGGGUAGUACAUAAGGUGUUUCGUGAUUUUGAAUUGUGUGAAGAAGCAGUCACUUCUGUAUCGCUUGUAAUGCCAGAUGUGGACUUUACAGGAUACUUUGACAGCGAAGACGAUGAGUCUGGGCAUGUGCUCAUAACUUCCAGUAGUGCUGAAUCGGGGUUCUCUGUACUUAAGGGCUCUGACUAAAUGUCUACUUUCUAUCAAAAAAAGCAGUAAUCAAUGUCUUGUAUAUAUGUAAAUAUCUAAGAUCCUUUGAAUAAACAUGUUUGUAGA